AUGUCUUUCUUUCGAGGUACCGGCUCCUUGGUUGCCGCUGUGAAAUACGCAUCCGGAAAAGACCCGAUUGUUGUGGGCAAACCGGAACAACCGGUAUUCGAUUACCUCUGUCGAACACACAAAAUCGAUGUUUCUACGACAAUCAUGGUGGGUGACAGAUUGGACACGGAUAUUCGGUUCGGUAACCGGUUUGGCAUGCACACCGCGUGUGUCAUGACUGGGGUGACCACUCCAGAGCUGCUAAACAAGGUGAUGUCCACUCCGGCGGAUUCUCACCUACAGCCGCAACUGGUGUAUGAUUCGGCAGCUCACCUGUUGAACGCGGUACGCUCGGCGGAUCAGUCGAAUUAG
Echinostoma caproni is the source of this 351-nucleotide messenger RNA. The record is from the annotation of a GenBank genome assembly. Lineage: Eukaryota; Metazoa; Platyhelminthes; Trematoda; Plagiorchiida; Echinostomatidae.